UCCCUCCCGCACUGCUCGGCCGAGCUCAACGCUCGUCAGCUCGGGCCGUGGCACUUUGAUCGGCCUGGCCAGGAGCAGGAGGAGGAGCGGGAAGAGGAGGAGGAGGAGCGGGAAGGAGGAGGAGGAGGAAGAAGAAGAGGGAUGUGCAGAGAGAGAGGCGGCCUGCCGAGAGAGAGAGAAGCAUGGCCCAUCUACCCCGCCAGCUCGGCUGGCUGUGUUGGCUCUGCUGCUGGAGGGCGAUGCUCGCCCAAGCAGCUCCUGAAUGCCAGCCCGGAGGGCACGAGGUGCUGGACAGCCCAUACCGCAGCGUGCAGUUCGACUCGACGCAACUGCAGCAGUCGGCCAUCCAGGACCUCAUCUGCGACCACUCCCUCCGCGCAGGAUGGUACCGCUUCAACGUGUUUGGCAAGCCUGCCCAGAUGCCCACGACCUGUGUGGAGAUGAACCGCUGUGGCACGCAGGCCCCCGUGUGGCUGUCGCUGCACGGCGUCGAGUUGCUGCCGGCGCCGGGUGAGGCGCGCCAGCUCACCGCCUGCGCCACCUGGCAGUUCUUCCCGGGCUCCACCAAGGACUGCUGCCUCUUCCGCAUCCCCGUCACCGUGCGCAAUUGCGGCGACUUCCACGUGUACCUGCUGCGGCCGACGCAGGGCUGCAUGGGCUACUGCGCGCAGGUGGUCCCCGAUGCACGCACGCCGCCCGACGAGUCCGCUCUGCUGGUCGAGGCGGCGGCGCUGGAGGAGGCCGCGGUGCCAGACGGACCAGCGCUGCCGGAGGCACCGGUGGUGCCUGAGAGACUGUGCGGCCCUGGGGAGGAGGAGGUGAACGGCGCCUGCAGAGCGACGCUGCCGGUGCUGGCGGAGCGGCCGGUGGUCUCGGCGGCGCCGAGCGGCGGCGGCGGGAGCGGCGUGCACGCGCGCUGCCUCUUCUCGGGCCCGGCGUACAACGGCACGCUGGGCUACGUGGUGGAGUGGACGCGCGUGGCGGCCCGCGGCCAGCGGGAGGCCCUCCGCCGCGAGACCUCGAUGCAGCCGCGUGCCAGCAUCGAGCUGGACGGUGUCAACAUCCGCCUGGGAGACUCGAUCGUGUGCAGCGUCGCCUGCUUCCUUUUGGAAUCUCCACAGUCCCAGGGCCCGGCUGUGGAGAGCGAGGAGUUCUUUGCCGGAAUCAGGGUGAGCCCCAGCAGCCUGGAGAUGUCGGAGGACGGACGGGAGCACGCGAUCGUGGUGGAGAGCACCGUGCCCAUCCCGUGCGCCGAGUCGGGCCCCCGCGCACGCAGCUGCGCCCUGGCUGUGCAACUCCACACGUGGAGCGACGACGGUGGCCCUGCCGACGUGGCGCUCUCGUCGUGCCUCGUGCUGCUCCCCCUCGGGCCCUGCGCGGGCGGCAGCUGCUCUCGGGCCACGGUGUACGUCACGGCCAUCGUGGACUUCACGCGGGACGGCGACCGCGACAGCUUCGUCUCCGUGGAGCCGCUCGGCGUCUCCGACUUCCUGUGGUCCGGCUACGCGCCACCGCCCGUGCAGGUGACGGUGAGAGACGUACCGACUCCGUACUGCUACUCGCUCACCGAUCCGCACGUCAUCACCUUCGACGGCAGACGUUACGACAACUACGGCACGGGCACGUUCGUGCUCUACCGGAGCACGGCCCGGCCGCUCGACGUCCACGUGCGGCAGUGGGACUGCGGCAGCCGCGAGCACGCCGUGUCCUGCGGCUGCGGCGUGGCGGCCCGCGAGGGGCCCGUCUCCGUGGUCGUCGACAUGUGCAACGGCCAGGCGCAGGAGGAUGCGCGGCCGCACCUCUCCGUGCGGGGCCUCGUCCUGGAGCACGGCGAGCGGCGGCCCCGGAUCACCGAGGCCCAGCAGGGUCGCAAGGUCACGGUCACGUUCCCGUCCGGCACGUUCUUGCGCGUGGACGUGAGCGACUGGGGGAUGAGCGUCGCGGUGCGGGCGCCCGGCUCGGACGCGAACGCCACCCUCGGCCUGUGCGGCACCAUGGACGGCGACGCGGGCAACGACUUCCACGACAACCACGGCGGGGAACGUCUGCCCCCCUCCUCGGGCGCGGGCACCGCGGAGCCGCGCCGCUUCGUCGACGAGUGGAGGCUGCAGCCGGGCGAGAGCCUCUUUGACCGUCUCCCCGAGGGCGAGGCGCCGCCGCCCCGGCGAAACUACUGCACCUGCGGCCGCAACCCCGUGGGCGCCGACCGCCAGCGAGCGCCCGAGCCGCCCUCUCCCUACGCCUCCGCGACGUGCCUCGGCAUCGAGGACGUGGACCUCUCGGGCCUGAUCCCGGCCGAGGACGUCACCGCCGACUUCCUCAACCCCCAGGAGCUCGUGGUGCCGGACAACCGCAGGCGCCGUGGCGCUCGGGGGGUGUCCCGACCUCCGACCCCCGAGCGCGGAAGCAAUCGGUCUCCGGCGGGGAGUCGAGGUGUCGCGGAACGCGCGGCGAGCCCCGAAGCGCGGUCGCGGGAAACGGCUCAGUCGGUGGCGGCGGCGGGGCACCGUGGCGCAGGGGGCCAGCGAGAGCGCCGCUUCGGGAAGAGGAGGAUCCGCCCGGAGCGCCACGGCCAGGGGAACGGGACGCGGUCGCUGCCUCCGCGAGCCAGGCGGCAGACCGCCCGCGGGAAGAGGCAGAGCUACUACGAAUACGCGCCGACCUACAACUUCCAGAGUCUGAGCCAGGUGGACCUGGAGAGCCUCAGCUACUUCUUCCCCGAGGACCACAUGGCCGGGGGUGACAGCGACAGGCAUCGCCCGGCGGUGGCGGUGGCCCCGCCGCGUUGGCCCACGCGGAGCGGCCUGACGGAGAAGCGCGCCGCCGACCUGUGCGACGCCGCCCUGGCGGCCUCCGGCGUGGGCAGGGCCUGCGCGCCGGUGCUCGGCCGCGAGACGCUGGACCGCGCGCAGCAGACGUGCGUCCUCGACCUGCAGCUCAAGGACGACCCCAGCUGGGCCGACGCGCUGGUGCCGUACCUGGAGAACGAGUGCGAGCGGCGCCUUGUGGAGGCGCGCGGAGGCGCGGCCGGGUCGGACGGGGCCCCGCCCGAGGCCCUGGACGUCCUCCGGUGCCCGCGCGGGUGCAGCGGGCGCGGCCGGUGCACGCCCCAGGGCUGCGAGUGCUUCCAGGGCUUCGGCUCCUACGACUGCAGCUCCUCCGAGAGUCAGCCCCCGCAGAUUGCCGAGCUGGAAAACGGGGGGCUGUGCGACAUCCGCGCUUACGACUGCACGAGCGUGCGCGUGUUUGGCAAGGGCUUCAGGGACUCCCCGUCCUUGAGAUGCAGAAUCCUCAGCCUGCAGAACAUGGGUGGGGAGUGGGUGCCCGACGAGCCACGGCUCGUCGACGCCGAGUGGCUGAGCGGCCGCGCCGUCGAAUGCCCCCUGCCCCCGGCCGCCAUCCCCGCGGGCGAGCAGCUGGGUGCGGUGCUGGACGAGGAGCCCUUCGCCCGCUUCCAGAUACAGGUGACCAAUGACGGGCUCGAGCUGAGCGACAUUAAGACCCUGACUCUGUACGAUGGAGUCUGCCAGGUGUGUGACUCGAGGCCCAAUGGACUCUGCAAACUCAAGGAAAAUACCUGCAACAUCGACGGGCUGUGCUAUGGAGAGGGACACAUCAAUCCCACAAGCCCGUGCCUGCUGUGCAGGCCCGAUGUGUCCAAGUUCACCUGGUCCCUGAAUGAGAACAACCAGGCCCCGGAGCUGCAGACGGGCCUCGAGCCGCUGCACACGUUCGCCGGAGAGGGCUUCAUCUUCCAGCUGCAGGCCGGCGACCCCGAGGGCUCGGCCGUGCUCUUCACGCUGGAGCUGGGCCCUCCGGGGGCCUCGCUAACGCCGGGCGGCCUCCUCAUGUGGGACGUCCCGGCCCUGCCCGGCCCGGGCCUCGGCCGCUCCGAGGAGUUCCGGCUGACGGUGGCCGACGAGUGCGCGGCCGAGAGCCGCGUCGUAGUGCAGGUGACGGUGAGGCCGUGCGAGUGCGUGAACGGUGGGACGUGCGUCACCAACGUGGGCCGCCCCCCGGGGAGCGGCGAGUACCUGUGCGUGUGCGGCGCCGGCUACACGGGCCCCCGCUGCGCCGGCCUCGUGGACGGAUGCGCCGCGGCGCCGUGCGGGCCCGGCACGUGCGUGGCCGGCGUCCGGAACUUCUCGUGCUUGUGCCCGGCCGGGCUCACAGGCCCGGCGUGCGCCCACGACGUGGACGAGUGCCGGGGACGGCCGUGCUUUGCCGCGGUGCCGUGCGCCAACAGCAUGGGCUCCUUCCGCUGUGGGCCCUGUCCAGCGGGCCACCGGGGGGACGGGCGCGCCUGCUCGCCCAUCACCGCCGGCACCACCAUCAUCUCCACCACCUCGAGAGCCCCGUCCACUCGCCCCACCCAAGCGGCGGGGCUGGGAGGGCCCCCCGGACCGGGCACUGGCGGCCACAGGGAAGGCCCCGAGGAGGCGGCCCGGCGCUCCUCCCGGCCCGUGGACGUCGGGACGGCCGCGGCCCCCCACUGGCCUACUCUGGCAGAGCGAGGGACCAGCGGGGAGGGAGCGGGGGAGGGGGAAGCGUCACGCGUGGCGGCCCAGCACCGUGCGGCACCCGAGCCCGUGCGCCCUGGCAAGUGUCGUCGUGAAUGCGGCGGAGUUAGAAUGACUAAAGAGCAACUGAUGGCCAAUGUGGCUCUAAGAAGUUUGAUCGUCAAAGUAAUGUUCCUACGAACAAAAAUAUAUAUAUUUACUUGUUGCGUUACUCUUUGUGUUUCCCAAGAGCGCGUGGCAGGCUGCGCCGGUAACCCCUGCUUCCCCGGUGUUCCGUGCCACGAGCGCAGGCCGCCUGCCGCCGGCACCGCGUGUGGCCGCUGUCCACCAGGGCUUUAUGGAAACGGCCGCACCUGCACCAAGCUGCCUGGCCGAGGUCCUCACGAGACACGGCUGCCCCCCGUGCGGGCCGCUGUCGCCCAGCACUCACUGCCCGGAGCCCAAAAGCCGUCGCUUGCGGUGCAACAGAGGCCGCCCUCCGGGACGCUUCCCCGUGGCUCGGCGCACACGGGCGACCUCGGCACGCACGGGCAGUCAAAACACGCUCAGCUGGGCGCCGUGCCCAAAACCGCCGGGUCCCUGACCGGAGCGCCAUCCGUCGCCGACCACGAGAGGGGUCCGUCACCCGCGGCAUCCGAAGCGCUGGCGCCGCCGCCACCUCCUCCGGGCUUGACGAAUCGGCAUAACGAGGUGGCCCCGCGCCUCGGCAAGACCGGGCUGUCGUGCGCCGACUCGCCGUGCUUCAAGGGCGUCCUCUGCGACUCCCCGGCCAGCGGCGCCGGAUACAAGUGCGGCCGCUGCCCUCACGGCUACUACGGCGACGGCGAGUCGUGCCGAGCGCUCUGCCGCUACGCCUGUGGCAAGAACAUGGAGUGCUCCGCCCCCAACACGUGCCGAUGCAAGCCCGGCUACACAGGCUACAACUGCCUCAUCGCCGUAUGCAGGCCAGACUGCAAGAACCAGGGCAAGUGCGUGAGGCCGGACGUGUGCGAGUGCCCGCUGGGCUACAAGGGGCCGAUCUGCGAGGAAGUGGAGUGCACACCGACCUGUCAGAACGCGGGCGCCUGCAUCGCCAGGAACCUGUGCUCUUGUCCGUACGGAUACCUGGGCCCCAGAUGCGAGACCAUGGUGUGCAACAGGCACUGCGAGAACGGAGGGGAGUGCGUCAGCCCGGACGUGUGCCGCUGCUCCCCGGGCUGGGACGGACCGACCUGCGGGAGCGCCGUGUGCAGCCCCGUGUGCCUCAACGGGGGAGCCUGCGUGCGCCCUGGCGUGUGCCUCUGCCCGCACGGCUUCUUCGGAGCCCAGUGUCACAACGCCAUCUGCAGCCCUCCCUGCAAGAACGGCGGCCACUGCAUGCGCAACAACAUCUGCUCCUGCAGCGAGGGAUACACGGGCCGUCGCUGUCAAAAGAGCGUGUGCGAGCCCACGUGCAUGAACAGUGGGAAGUGCGUGGGACCCAAUGUCUGCUCCUGCCCCUCCGGGUUUAAAGGAAAACGCUGCAAUCGCCCCGUGUGCCUGCAGAAGUGUAAGAACGGUGGAGAGUGCAUCGGCCCCAACAGCUGUCACUGCCCCGAGGGAUGGGAGGGCAUGCACUGUCAGAACCCCGUGUGCCAGCAAACGUGCAAGUUCGGCGGCCGCUGCACCGCUCCCAACGCGUGCUCCUGCCGGCCUGGCUUCUCCGGUUUCGCGUGCGGCCGCAGGUUAUCGGCGAAGCAGGGGAAGUAAAUGAAGAGGAUCACGGGCGUGCUGAAAUCACCUGCUGAGACAGCGGGACUUCUUGAGAUGAAGGAUCUGCAUCAAGCGAGGCUACAGUGCUAAUUCACUUGGGGGGGGGGGCACCCCGAGGAUCUGCACACACCAACAGCGGUCUCUUCAGGGUUCUUGGCUUUUUGUAACUUGUAUUUUUAAAAAUUGUGUUUGUACUUUGCCCUAACCCUUUGUAUGUGGUGGAGUGGCUUACUGGGUGUGGGUGUCGGUCUGGUCACAUCUACCUCCGCAAGCAGACCAAGAGGCUUUGAAACCCUCCCCUAGGCGUUUCCCACGUGUUAUUCUUUUUUUAACAGAGUUGUUAGUUUGGUAGGACAAUUUUUCACGUAUUUAUUUUCACAGGGAACAUUUUUACAUGCAAGACAUCUUAGCCGGUACGUCACCGACUGCGGCAUACGAAUCAAUGUUUUGUUUCUCUUUAGAACGCCUGCUGCCACUGAAUACCAGAACAAUAUAAGUUAUUGUUAAGCUUUCUUAACAACUACUUUGUGUUGUACAAAGGGAAUUGUACAUAUCUUCAAGAGAUAUUGUCUGGAAUAUCUUACAACUGCUUAAAUGGAGACGACAUUUAAUGUAACCGUGGCAAUGCUAUGUUUUUACCAAACUUAAACACAAACACAAGAAAGUUUGAAAAAAAACCUGUAUAUUCUGUAAAAUAUAAAAUAAAGGGACACAGGUAUGGUUUUCUUCACUGGUAUCUGUAAUUUAAUAAAGUACUCGUGAAGUA
Messenger RNA from Petromyzon marinus (sea lamprey), 7017 nucleotides. NCBI's taxonomy places the organism in Eukaryota, Metazoa, Chordata, Hyperoartia, Petromyzontiformes, Petromyzontidae. The record is from RefSeq and is a predicted model, not a curated record.